Gambusia affinis (western mosquitofish) is the source of this 878-nucleotide messenger RNA. Its product is annotated as ladderlectin-like. The coding region runs from base 90 to 680 and encodes 196 amino acids. The record is from RefSeq and is a predicted model, not a curated record. Lineage: Eukaryota; Metazoa; Chordata; Actinopteri; Cyprinodontiformes; Poeciliidae. The transcript has 9 exons. Gene Ontology annotation, molecular function: signaling receptor activity.
AGCAGCUGUUUCCAGGACCUCCAGACAGAAGAGCUGAAGCUUCAUCUGACGCUGAAGUGACGGAAAAAAGGUGAUCUUCAAUCUGCAUCAUGGUGACUCUGAAUGUACUGAUGUUUCUUUGUGCCUUGACGGCUCUGAGUCGAGCUGCUGGUGCCAGCAAGGAAACUAAUAUUGAAGAAACAUUUUAUGAAGCCGAAGCUGGAAACUGGACAGAUCCAGCAGAUGUAAAAAAUGAACCAGAAGCUGAGGAAGCAGCUCCACAGGCAACAAAUGAUCUGUUUAAGAGUUCAUGUCCUGCUGGUUGGAGUCAGUUCAACCGUCGCUGCUUCAUCUACAUCCCAAGAACCAUGACUUGGGCAGCAGCCCAGAGAAACUGCGUGUCUUUGCAGGCAACCCUUGCAUCCGUCCACAGCUUUCAGGAGUACCAAAACAUUCAGAGGGUGAUAACAACUGCAACUCACGGAUCACCAAAUACAUGGAUUGGAGGCUCUGAUGCUCAGGAGGAAGGCCUUUGGCUGUGGAGCGAUGGGAGUCCCUUCCUCUACACAAACUGGUGCCCUGGAGAGCCAAAUAAUAACAUAAAUCAGCACUGCAUUCAAAUGAACGAUGGAGGAUCCAGGUGCUGGGAUGACAUGGGAUGCCACCAGUAUCGUCCGUCAGUCUGUGCCAAAAACAUCUGACGUCUCACUCCGACAGAAAUCCAACAAACACGGCUGGACGUCUUAUGUGUUUCUGAUUUUACAUUUUAGCGAUCAAACUUGGUUCAAAAUUUAAAAAGUUUUUAAACAUUUUCUCUGUAUGACAAUUAAAUAAUCAAGAUAUAAAUAACUUGUCUUUGUAUCUGAAACAGACUUGAUGUGUAUUUGUAUUCAUGUCAU